AUGUCUCGCUACCGCCCCGAUCCUCAUUAUUCUGAAAGUAGCCUCCCUUAUCGUGACCCUCCCCCUCAGCGCUGGGACACCGACAGGUUUGCACGAGAACGAGAGAUCCGAGCCCCUCCUGUCAUUGACCAGCGUCCUCCCUACGCUGAUUACCCGCCCCGUCGUGCUCCAGUCUACGAAGAUGAGCGAUAUUAUGAAGAAGAGCGAUACGGGCCUCGGGGUACCACUGAGCGCAGAUAUUUCGAGGAGACCGACUACUACGAUCCGAGGAGCCAGAGAGGCCAGCUGGUUCCGUAUGCGCCGGAACGUCCAGCCAGACCAGAGGCACCACCACGGCCAGGUCUUCUCCGACGCCAAUCGAGCUUGGACACGUUCGACCGCCAACCUGCCCGGCGCUACCGUGACUAUGAGGAUAGCUACAGACCGCAGAGAGUUCCCCCGGCAAGGGAGCUGAUCCCUAUCCCAGCCCCAUCUCCUAAGCGUUAUCCUAGAUACGAUGGGCCAUCCUACGAUGAUGUUCGUGUCCAAGACCCAGAUCUCUAUGGUGAUGAUGGUUUCAGAGAAUACCGUGAACGGGAGUGGGUGUCGCGAAGGAGACGAAAUAGUAGUCCAUCUCCUGAGCGUCGAUCGGUGAGAGAAGAAUUCUUCGAGGAAGUCAAAGAGGAUACCAAAGAAGUCAAGCCGUACCCCCGCCGCGGCAAGACUCGUAUGCCAAAAAGACUGGUGCAUACCAAGGUUCUGUAUGAUCUGGGUUAUCCCUACUAUGAAGAGGAUGAACGUACAAUUGUCAUUGAGAAGGCCCUGGGGCCGGACAAUAUUGAUGAAGUCUUCGCCAAAAGCAAGGAGUAUCGUGAGCGUGAAGUUAGUACAACCCGUCUCAUCGAGGCUCCUCCAACAUCGAGGAGCCGGCAAGGUGAAGUUGUGAUUGAGAGAACCGAGAAGAUCGAGGAGACAAAGACAGUACCGCUCACCGAGGCUCCUCGCUCUGUCCGGGAGUGGGAUGGGCUCUCAGUGCGUUCACCGUCUCCAAAAUCACAUCGUUCACACUCCCGGCGACGAUCGCGCCGACGGUCUUCGCCUGGACUAGUCAAAGAGACCGUGGUAGAAAAGAAAGAGGUUGUCAGAGAAGUGUCUCCAGCGCGCACGCAUCGAUCGAGCACAACUCGCCGGAGAGGCUCGUCUGUCAGUGAUGAAACCAUCAUUGAGCGAAAAAUUACGCGAGAAGCAGACUACGAGGAGUCCAACUCCGUCCAUCUUGGCCCCUUAGCACUGGUGGUCGACAGGAAGCCUCCUCGCAGCGAUCGCGACAUCAAGGAAGAAAUUCGCCACCUCGAGGCAGAACGAAAAGCAUUGAGACGAGAAAGGAAAUACGAGCGCGAUGGUGGCACAGAGAUUGUCAAGAUCGAGCGGGUCCGGGAAAGAUCUCCCUCGCCUCGUGGUGAAGUGAUCAUUGAACGACGUGGCGAUGAGAUCCUAGAAGUCAAGAAAGACCGGAGAGGUAGGAUGUCGUUGAUUGCCAAAUGA
Molecule: messenger RNA, 1524 nt
Organism: Capronia epimyces CBS 606.96
Lineage: Eukaryota; Fungi; Ascomycota; Eurotiomycetes; Chaetothyriales; Herpotrichiellaceae
Exons: 3
Coding region: 1-1524 (507 amino acids)
Source: RefSeq, a predicted model, not a curated record